AUGAUGAUGGCUAGCAUUCUCUCGUGUCAGAGAAAAGACACAAAGCAACUGAGAGUGGAAAAAUGUCCUAUUGCCCUGGAGUGUGCGGGAAAACGCGAGCCCGAGAAGGAGGUAGAAGCCCAGCAAUGGAUAGAAGCAGUGAUCGGCGAGAGGUUUCCAAACAUCCCUUACGAGCAUGCUCUCCGCGAUGGCAUCAUACUGUGUAAACUGAUGAACCGCCUCCAGCCUGGUAUCAUUUCUAAGGUCAACGUUUCCGGUGGGGACUACAAAUUCAUGGACAAUAUUAAUCAAUUCCAAAAAGCAUGUGUCAAAUAUGGCGUCCCUGAUGUAGACCUCUUCCAAACGACAGACCUCUGGGACCAGAAGAACAUUGCUCUCGUCACACAAACCAUCUUUGCCCUUGGCAGGACAGCCUACAAACACCCUGAAUGGAGAGGGCCCUAUCUCGGACCUCGGCCAGCAGAAGAAAACCGUCGUGAGUUCAGCGAAGAUGUUCUCCGUGCCGGUAACUCUGUCAUCGGCCUACAAGCUGGUACAAACAAAUUGGCCAGCCAAUCUGGACAGAAUUUCGGUGCAUCCCGUAAAAUUAUUCUUGGAAAGUAA
Messenger RNA from Arctia plantaginis, 603 nucleotides. NCBI's taxonomy places the organism in Eukaryota, Metazoa, Arthropoda, Insecta, Lepidoptera, Erebidae. The record is from the annotation of a GenBank genome assembly.